Molecule: messenger RNA, 3767 nt
Organism: Nannospalax galili (Upper Galilee mountains blind mole rat)
Lineage: Eukaryota; Metazoa; Chordata; Mammalia; Rodentia; Spalacidae
Gene: Tmx3
Product: thioredoxin related transmembrane protein 3
Exons: 16
Coding region: 139-1509 (456 amino acids)
Biological process (GO): peptidyl-cysteine oxidation
Cellular component (GO): endoplasmic reticulum
Molecular function (GO): protein disulfide isomerase activity
Source: RefSeq, a predicted model, not a curated record
CGCCCCGUUACCCGGGCCGCGACAUAGAGCUUUCCCUGCACGCCUGCAGCUUCUCGCUUCCCUUUCCGGGCAGGCGGACGCCCGGCGCAGGUUUUCCCGUCUCUCCGCGCGCUCCUCGCGGUACCCUCGCUGCGCUCCAUGGAGCGCGCGGCGGGGCGGAGGAGCCGGGCGGCCCUCGGGCUCUGCGCCGCAGUUAUGUUGCUUGACCUGGCUGUCUGCAAAGGAUUUGUAGAAGAUCUAGAUGAUUCGUUUAAAGACAAUCGAAAAGAUGACAUUUGGCUUGUUGAUUUUUAUGCACCAUGGUGUGGCCAUUGUAAAAAACUGGAACCAGUCUGGAAUGAAGUUGGGCUUGAGAUGAAAAGCAUUGGUUCUCCAGUUAAAGUUGGAAAAAUGGAUGCUACUUCCUAUUCUAGCAUUGCUUCAGAGUUUGGAGUUCGAGGUUAUCCAACAAUUAAGCUAUUAAAGGGGGACUUGGCAUAUAAUUACAGAGGUCCACGGACUAAAGAUGAUAUUAUUGAGUUUGCUCACAGAGUGUCUGGGGCUCUGAUUCGGCCACUUCCAAGUCAGCAAAUGUUCGACCAUGUGCGAAAGAGGCAUCGUGUAUUUUUUGUGUACAUUGGUGGAGAAUCACCCUUGAAAGAAAAAUACAUAGAUGCUGCUUCAGAAUUAAUUGUAUAUACAUACUUCUUUUCUGCCUCAGAAGAUGUGGUUCCUGAGUAUGUGAUACUGAAAGAGAUGCCCGCUGUGCUUGUUUUCAAAGAUGAAACGUACUUUGUUUACGAUGAGUAUGAAGAUGGCGAUCUGUCCUCCUGGAUCAGCAGAGAGAGAUUUCAGAAUUACCUUACUAUGGAUGGCUUCCUCUUAUAUGAACUUGGAGACACAGGAAAGCUUGUAGCUAUUGCAGUUAUUGAUGAGAAAAACACAUCACUCGAGCAUACCAGAUUAAAGUCAAUUAUUCAGGAAGUUGCCAAAGAUUACAGAGACCACUUCCAUAGAGAUUUUCAAUUUGGCCAUAUGGAUGGAAAUGACUAUUUAAACACCUUGCUAAUGGAUGAAUUGGCAGUCCCAACUGUAGUUGUACUGAAUACUUCAAACCAACAAUACUUUUUGCUAGAUAGGCGUAUUAAGGAGGCCAGUGACAUGGUCCAGUUCAUUAACAGCAUUUUAGAUGGCACAGUGCAAGCUCAAGGAGGUGAUAGCAUCUUGCAGAGAUUGAAAAGAAUAAUAUUUGAUGCAAAAUCUACAAUUGUGUCUAUAUUCAAGAGUUCUCCACUUAUGGGCUGCUUUCUCUUCGGCCUGCCACUGGGUGUCAUCAGCAUCAUGUGCUAUGGAAUCUACACAGCUGACACAGACGGCGGCUAUAUAGAAGAGCGGUAUGAAGUGUCUAAAAGUGAGAUGGAGAGCCAGGAGCAGAUAGAAGAGAGCAGAGAACAGGAGUCAGGCAGUGGAGGCUCUCUAGUGCCGACCGUGCAGGAGCCCAAGGAUGUAUUAGAAAAGAAGAAAGAUUGAGACUUUGCAAAUAUAAAAUAUUUGAUAGGAUUUCAAAUUAUUAGAGUCUAUUUAUUGAAUUUAGAGAUUUAAUCAUGAUCUUUACAGAAGAGAAUGUUAUUUGUAUUUUGCUAAUAUCAACUGCAUGAAUUAAAGUAAUCCUUCCAUGAGCAGGAGGUUUUUUGCAGCAAAGAGAUUAAUGGUUUGUCUAAAACAAACUCAGACCAUUGAAUCGGUUUACCUGAUAGAUGUCUUUAUAACCGACCCAUUCUAUGCACGUUUCUUAGUGGCAUAUUCUAUGACAAAGAUAAGAAACUUGAGCAAAAUAUUUAAAUUGGUCAUUCAGGGAAAAGAUGCGUGUUUUACAGAGAAAAAUAGUACUUCUGCCUACUGUAUCCAUUCUCUUAUAUUUUGAAUAAAAUUUAUAUAAAUAAAAUUAAGUCUUUAAAAUUUAGGCACUUUAAGAAAAACUUUUUUCCAAGUAUCCAGUUUAAGAUUGUAAGGUUAAAAAUGAUGUGGGUUUUUAUAUAGCAUAGUGAUUUUAUUUUACUAGUUGUUUUUAAAGGAGAAAUGUUACUUUUUACCUUCAUACUCAGUUUCAUUAUUAUAACGUUUGCAUAUGGUCCCAUUCAGUGGGGAAGAGGUUUGUGACUGACCUUUGCAAUGGGAGCAGGAUGUAGGGCAGGUGGUGCUUCAGCCAUACCCUGCACUCUCGUGGGAAGGAGAGACCCUCUUAGUCCACCUUGCUUUAGCCAGAGCAGCCCAGCAUUUCUGUUUUGUUUCAUUUUUAUUUUAUGAUCUUGAUAUUCUAAAGUUUUCAUUGAUUAAAAAAUAUGUUUUCACGCCAGGCAUGGUGGCUCAUGCCUUUAAUCCCAGCACUUGGGAGGCAGAGGCAGGCAGAUCUUUGUGAGUUCGAGGCCAGCCUGCUCUACAUAAUGAGUUCUAGGACAGCUGGGGUUACAAAGAGACCCUGUCUCAAAAAGACAAAUAUACAUAUAUAUAUAUAUAUAUGUUUUCAAAAGUAAUCUAUAUCAUAUGUUUAUUUAUGGUAUGUAAAUUUUAUAACUUAUGGUCUAAAUUGUGUAUACACAUACGCACAUCAAAUUUACUGUCACACCUCCAUUCUGGGAUGCCAUGGCAUGUCUGUGACAUAAUCAGCAUGCCAAACUACAGACACUGUAAGCACUGAAUGAGAUCCGAGUUGUCUUCUUUGUUCUCCCAGCUUUGCCAACUUAUCAGUGAUGGUCUCUCAUCCUUGUAAUGCAGUCAUGUGGUUCAUGUCUAAAAGCGGGUAUUUGUGAUAGCGGUUUGACAUGUUUACUAGAGAUUAUUUUGUUUUGAGGCCUUCAUUUUAGCUAAUUUUACAAUUUUUAUUAGAUAAAUGUCAUUUGAGUGGUUUCUCUUUAAGUACUUUAGUUCCUCUAUAAAGGAUUCACUUAGCAUUUUAAAGUAUGGGGUUUAGGGCUCUAAUACUAAUGAUAUUUAGGGCUUUUUGCUUUGGUUACCAGGGGAGCUUUUGAUUUGCUUUCUGAUGCAAUACUAAUCUGCACUGAAUUGAAACUCGCAUAUCUUAAGUGCUAAGGAAUUAUUAGUCAUUCUUUUAGUGUGUCCAUGUUUUUAUAAACAUGUUUAUAAACAUGUUUUUCAUAUUUUAUAAACAUGAAAAUUUUCAUGUUUAAUAAAUGCUCAUUCUUAAUAUUUAGUCCCUCAUCAUAACCAGUGAUAAUGAAACAUACACAGUCACAGAGAAUUUCAGAAAAUACUACAAUGAAAUACUCUGAAUUGAAACAGGAGAAAUGUUACAUAUAUUUUGACUUGUCAGUCACCAUUUGUCAGUAAGACCUCAAUAGGAAGAAGAGUAAACCAAGGUUCUGUCAGUAAAUAGAAGCCUGAGUUCUCUGAUAUUUUUCUUUAUAAAUGAGUGCUUUAGUUCUCUAUUACCCUUUCACAACUUUAUACUGUUCCUCAUAUUCUAUUUGGAUUUUAAAAUGUGUUCUUGGGGAAAAACAAACUGUAUAAGUGGUUGGUAAGUGAAUAAUUUUAUUUCUCUUUGUAUUAAAAAUCUACUCGUUUCUACUUUGGGAUAUUUUUAUUUGCAUUGUCAGGUUGAUCACAUAGCAUUUUAAAAUUUGUUCAUAUUGUGCUUUUUCAUUCAGAGCCCUACUGUGAAUGUCCAGAAAGAGAAGAAAAAAAAUUUAAAAACUUCAAAAUCAAGGCAGGUCUCUAUUUAAUAUAGGAGCAGGUUGAUAUUCCAAUUUGGUGAUAAGUCCCAUCAGCAA